Haliotis rufescens (red abalone) is the source of this 1621-nucleotide messenger RNA. Its product is annotated as adenosine receptor A2b-like. Lineage: Eukaryota; Metazoa; Mollusca; Gastropoda; Lepetellida; Haliotidae. Bases 3 to 962 code for a protein of 319 amino acids. The transcript has 2 exons. Gene Ontology annotation, molecular function: G protein-coupled receptor activity. Gene Ontology annotation, cellular component: membrane. The record is from RefSeq and is a predicted model, not a curated record. Gene Ontology annotation, biological process: G protein-coupled receptor signaling pathway.
AGAUGUCGUCUUCAUUGGUACUGGUGGACGUCUGUUUCAGCAUGCUACUGUCUGUCCUCAUCGUCAUAGCCAACAUCUUCAUCAUUGUCGUCCUCAUACGUAGCACUUCCUUACAUUCGCCAACAAACGUCAUCCUUUGCGUCAUGGCCUUCGGUGACCUUGGAUUUGGAUUUAAUCUUUCCGGAAUAUCACUUAUUGAGACUGGCAUUUUCCAAAGCUACUGGGGGUGUCUUUUCGUCUAUUCCGUGGCUAUAAUGUCGGGAUCAGUGUCAAUGCAUAUGCUCAUCUUCGUCAGCAUCGACCGCUACAUCCAAAUCACACGUCCUCUUCAUUACUACAACAUCGUCACCUACAAGCGAGUUGGUAUAGGCAUAGCGAUAGACCUCACAUUCUGUUCUGUAAUGGCUUUCAGCCCUGUUAUGGGGGUACGAAGGGACGACUUUGAUGGCAGUACGUGCAGCGCCGAGUUCAUCAUGGCACCAGUGUAUUUCAUCCUGACAGUCGGUUGCACCUUCAUGAUCUGCAUCUCCAUCUUGGUGUACGUUUACUACAAAAUAUACAGGGUAGCGUUCUCCCAUCGCCGACGUAUCGCAGUAGGACGGGAUGAAGCCACCAGUCAGCUAGCCGCCCACUUCAAGGCUGCAAAGCUUUUCGCACUUCUCUGUGGCUACUUCCUGAUGUCUUGGACGCCACAUUUCCUUGAUAUUAUUAGCUCGUACAUCAGAGGACGCCAACGGUUCAGUCACGAGUUCAGUCGUAUAGGGAUGACCCUAGCCGCAUCUAACUCCCUGGGAAAUCCAGUAAUCUACGCUCUUCGUCAGGCGGAGAUUAAGAGAAUCAUAAGGAAGAUGUUCCCGAAAAUAUUUAGCCGACAAGACCAGCAUCUCAAUGGGAAAGAAAACUUCACAAGACACCAGUCCAAUACCAAUGUGUCUACACUGGAAGUGGACGAAGAACUGUGAAACGUUACAUAGUUUUUUUAAUAUGAAAAUAAUGUUCGUUCGUGUAAUGUUUUCUUGAUUUAAAUGCACAAAAGGGAAGGAUGUGUUCGGUGGGGAUACUCUUCCCGUGACAAUACACAGCCUAGGAAGAGAAGAAAGCCUUGUGUUGGUAACGGCCAGACACUGAUAUCACGCAAUGUUAAAGGUAAUGUAAAACUGUGUUUAUGGAGUCGGCCUUUCACUAUGGAAGUGGAAGAAAAGGACACUGACUUAACAUGAUCUUUUCCCGGCUUGUGUCUUGGAGGGCGUGUGCGAAAAGGAUGAAGAAUGGACAGGGAUGACGGUAGAAUUACCGCAUGUGCUUUUCUAGUUGUUUUCACCGCUUUUUUGCCUUUUGCGCCCAAAGGAAUCUCUUUCGGCGGAUUUUCUCUGGCGUUGACCGUUUGUAUAUAUCAUAAUCAGAGAAGAUUUUGCAGGAAUGAUUGAAAGAAAUGGGGGAACAUGAUUGUCCUUUUACGUUUAUUCAUAUUCAUUCUUUAAGAGGAUAAGUGGAUAAGUUAGAUGCAAGACACGCUUAAUGUUGUGUAAACAUGAAUCUUUUCUUGCCCGAUUCUAUUAUGAACUGGCCUUCACAAUAUAGCUGGACUAUUGCUGACCAGAGGCGGACCAGGGAGUUUGAA